Molecule: messenger RNA, 309 nt
Organism: Paramecium pentaurelia
Lineage: Eukaryota; Ciliophora; Oligohymenophorea; Peniculida; Parameciidae
Source: the annotation of a GenBank genome assembly
AUGAUCAUUGAGAAAUUUGUGAGGGUAAUUUUUGGACUUAAGUAAAAUUUCCUCAUUGUUCUGUAGCAUGUUUUAAAUCUGAACUAAAAGAUCAUUUAAACAAAUUUUCUACUUUAUUAGAAUAAUAAAAUAAAGAAAAAAAUGGAAUUACUUAAUGCACAAUUUGUUUUGAAGAUGUUCUUGACAAAAAAAAAUAAAUAAGUUGUUCUCAUUCGCUUCAUUAAGAAUGCAUAGAUAAUUGGUUUAAAUAACAAAAACAAUGCCCGAUAUGCAAAACACUACAGAUUAUAUGAUUUAUAAACAUAAUGA